AUGGCUAACCUGCAGAUUGAAUUCAGCGAGAGUCUCUUCUACAAGCAGAACUCCUUCUGGGUUACUAAAAACCCUGUCUUCAGAACGGAUCAGUAUAGCUGUGUGGUUACGAAACUACCAGAUACUACAUGCGAAGAUCAUUUUCCUGCCGAACUCUUUGAGGGUAUUAAUGUGAGGACCAAUGCCGCUUAUAUUAUUCCUUUCAAACUUGGCAAAUUCACCAAUAAUGCUAGAGAGCAAGUCCGUCUUUGGACUACUAUCUAUGCUCUAUUCCCAGAACUCAAAGACAUCAUCGGACAGAGUUCGGUCAAUGAGCCAUGA
Molecule: messenger RNA, 321 nt
Organism: Talaromyces stipitatus ATCC 10500
Lineage: Eukaryota; Fungi; Ascomycota; Eurotiomycetes; Eurotiales; Trichocomaceae
Exons: 3
Coding region: 1-321 (106 amino acids)
Source: RefSeq, a predicted model, not a curated record